Hypomesus transpacificus is the source of this 2752-nucleotide messenger RNA. Its product is annotated as zinc finger protein 420-like. The transcript has a single exon. Bases 16 to 1308 code for a protein of 430 amino acids. Gene Ontology annotation, biological process: regulation of transcription by RNA polymerase II. NCBI's taxonomy places the organism in Eukaryota, Metazoa, Chordata, Actinopteri, Osmeriformes, Osmeridae. Gene Ontology annotation, molecular function: RNA polymerase II cis-regulatory region sequence-specific DNA binding; DNA-binding transcription factor activity, RNA polymerase II-specific. The record is from RefSeq and is a predicted model, not a curated record.
AACCUCAAGAAGCACAUGAGAAUCCACACUGGUAAAAAGCCCUACAGCUGUGACCACUGUGGUAAAACCUUUAGCCAGGCUAGCAGUUUCAGAGCUCAUAGCAGGAUCCACACUGGAGAGAAGCCCUACAGCUGUGACCUCUGUGAUAAAACCUUUAGCAGAGCUAACAAUUUCACAGCUCACCGCAGAAUCCACACUGGAGAGAAGCCCUACAGCUGUAACCUCUGUGGUAAAACCUUUAGCAGGGAUAGCAGUUUGACAGUUCACCGCAGGAUCCACACUGGAGAGAAGCCCUACAGCUGUGACCUCUGUGAUAAAACUUUUAUCCGGCUUGGGGAAUUGACAGUUCACCGCAGGAUCCACACUGGAGAGAAGCCCUACAGCUGUGACCUCUGUGGUAAAACCUUUAGAUGUGGUAGCCAUUUCAGAUCUCAUAGCAGGAUCCACACUGGAGAGAAGCCCUACAGCUGUGACCUCUGUGGUAAAACCUUUAGCCUGACAGCUUUGACCGUUCACAGCAGAAUCCAUACUGGAGAGAAGCCCUACAGCUGUGACCUCUGUGGUAAAACCUUUAGCCAUGCUAGCAGUGUCACGGUUCACCGCAGGAUCCACACUGGAGAAAAGCCCUACAGCUGUGACCUCUGUGGUAAAACCUUUAGCCGGGCUGACCAUUUCAGAGUUCACCACAGGAUCCACACUGGAAAAAAGCCCUACAGCUGUGACCUCUGUGGUAAAACCUUUAGCCAUGCUAGCAGUGUCACAGUUCACCGCAGGAUCCACACUGGAGAGAAGCCCUACAGCUGUGACCUCUGUGGUAGAACCUUUAGCCGGGCUGACCGUUUCAGAGUUCACCACAUGAUCCACACUGGAAAUAAGCCCUACAGCUGUGACCUCUGUGAUAAAACCUUUAGCUGUGCUAGCAGUGUCACAGAUCACAGCAGAAUCCACACUGGAGAGAAGCCCUACAGCUGUGACCUCUGUGGUAAAACCUUUAGCCAGGCUUCCAAUUUGAGAACCCACAGCAGAAUACACACUGGAGAGAAGCCCUACAGCUGUGACCUCUGUGGUAAAACCUUUAGCCAUGCUAGCAGUUUGAGAAAUCACAGCAGAAUCCACACUGCAGAGAAGCCCUACAGCUGUGACCUCUGUGGUAAAACCUUUGGCCAGGCUGGCCAUUUCACAGUUCACCUCAGGAGCCACACUGGAGAGAAGCCCUACAGCUGUGACCUCUGUGACUAUUCAGGUAAAUCAAAGGUCCAUCUAAAGAGUCACCUUUGUGUCCACAGUAGAAAAACCCCAAAGCAGUGAUGUCUGGGGCCAAGCUGUCCCAGCAGUCACCACCUGAAAGAACUUCUGGACGACCCACAGCUGGAAGAACUACCGGCCUUCAACUAAAACAUCUAAUAUCCUCUGCUGUUAGACACAUGCAAACAGGGCGAGGGACGUAACAGCCUGCGUUCUGCACCUGUCUUUCACCAACUGUCUUUGGAGGAGGGGAGCACUGAACUGCUCCUCCCAAGGUUUCUUCUAUUUUUUCUCAAAUUUGCUUUGUCUUCCUUGAGGGUUUUGGUUGGUUGAGGGGCAGUUCUAUGGGCGUAUGUGAAGCCCUCUGUGACAUUGCUUGUAAAAAUGGCUAUACAAAUAAAUUGUAUUUGAAUUGAUGAUUACUCGUCCAAUGCACACUGAUCUUUAUCCAUUGUUGAAGAAUACGGACACACUUCUCUGUAUUUACAUUUACAAGUAAAGGGUCAAGAGACUAGAUGGUUCUGAAACAAAAGGGUUUAUUGUCCUAUUUUUCAGAUUAUAGCCUGAUAACAAUGCAGUUUACACACUUCUUGCCUACCUCACUGGAAGAUGAAGACUGGAACAGAGAUGUGUUAAACAUAGGGCUGGGCAGUAGGCAUAUGUCCUAACAUUUACAAAACUGUAUAAUUUUGUAGCACGGACGGUAACUAGGCGGUAACUAUCACGAUAGAUGAGUUUUUCUUAUUUUUUUUGUCCAUUUUUUUUCUUUAGUUUCAAAAGAAUGCAAUCUGCACCGGCCAUAAUCUGCCGCACUUGGCCGGGUUUAGAUGGAGUAGGCUACGGCAGGUUUGUCACAUCAAAUGGAAUUUGUCUGCAGUGCUUUGCUACGGAAGAAGAGCUAACAUGUAGCUUUCAACAGUAGCCUACUUUUAUGGGAUCGGAAGAAAACUUUGUUCAAUAUUUGUAGUAAGCUGGUGGUAACAAAUCUCUACAAUAAACAUUUCACAAUUCUAACAAACCUUUAAGUCUCUGUAGACGUCGGAAGUUGUGUCAUUUAAAAACGGAAAGAUGAAGGUAGAAAACGAUGGUCUCCAUCUAUACAACACUGAUUAUGAGGACGCAGAAGAUUGAUUGCAAAGUUUGCGUAGAUUGCUUGCGAUAUUUGGGUUUAAGUUCCAUACAGUAGUUUUAUGCCAUGCCUGGUGUACCCAUUUCUAUUUGUAAAAGGACACUGAAACGCACAUUCAUAUAAGCACAUAAAAUGAAUUAUGUAAAUGCUAGUGUUUUAACUUCAGGAUUCAUUUAAGUGGGUGUAUACAGGUUCAACAGCAUGGGCCUGGGGCAAGGCCCCCUGAUGCAAUCACCCAUCCCUACCCCCCACCCCUUCCCGAGUACCAUAUCGCUGGUGUGUUUUAGUCAAAAUAUAUAUAUAUAUACAUAUAGGUAUUCAGGGGCCUUAAGCAAAAUUGAUUUGGGGGCCCCUCUGCGUCGCUUAUCGUUGCCGAUA